AUGUCUGCCGCCGCAAUGGACAAGAAGCCGCCUCUGAACCUGGAGCACCAUUACUCCGAUGUGACCAAGGCGAGAGAGCCGAGCAAGAUGAAGGAGUACUACAAGUACUUUCAGAUUCCGGGCAUUGGUCAACUAGCUGGAGGUCUUCCUCAUUCGAGCUUGUUCCCGUUCGACACCCUCGAGGCGCAGGCCGCGAAGCCCGAAAGAUGGGAGCCAUCCCCGAUCCCCGACGCCACUUAUAGCGCACCCAACGGCGCCGCAGCAGCAACACUGCCGAUCCGGGGCAAGACAUCCGGCCGGGAUACGAAAGAGGACGUCAAGGCGGCGCGGCACGUCACCGUCCCCGGUAGCGAUGCCGAGCUCGAUCCACUCCGGCGCAUUGACGUCGCCACGGCGCUGCAGUACGGCACUGCCGAGGGCUACCCUCCCCUGCGGUCUUUCGUGAGGCAGUUCACCAGGGAGCACCUGCAUCCCAAUGUGCCUUACCUUGGCGGUCCUGAGGUCAUUCUCAGCUGCGGUUCCACGGAUGGCUUUUCCAAGACCUUGGAGCUGCUGACGAACCCAUGGAACCCUGCGAAGAAUGACAUUAGGGAUAGACAGGGCAUGCUGUGCGAGGUCUUCGUGUACAGUCAGGUUCUCACGCAGGCGCUCCCUCGCGGCGUGCAGGUUGCGCCUGUCGAGAUGGACAAUGUAGGCAUGAUUGCCUAUGGUCCUGGCGGUUUGGAUGAGUUGUUAUCUGGCUGGGAUGAGGCCAAUGGCCGGAGGCCGCAUUUCAUGUACACAGUGACCAUGGGCCACAACCCGACUAGCGGCGUGCUCCCUGUUGAGCGUCGCAAGGAGAUUUACGAGAUCGCCAGCAAGUACGAUGUCAUCAUUGUCGAAGAUGACCCGUACUGGUACCUGCAGUACCCGUCCGCUGCUGAGGAUGAGGCCAGGCACCGGGGCCUACCCGUCCCCGCCACUGCAUCGUCGACUUACAAGCCCGUCAAGUCGUCGGGAUACCGGUUCCUGGACUCGUUAACACCAUCGUUCUUGAGCAUCGAUGUUGACGGCAGAGUCAUUCGUCUUGAUACCUUCUCCAAGACCAUUGCUCCCGGAUGCCGGUUGGGCUGGAUCACGGCCCAACCGGCCAUCAUUGAGCGCCUACUUAGGAUUACCGAGGUCACGACGCAACAGCCCUCCGGCUUCGUCCAGUCGACCGUCGCAGAGCUGGUCAUGGGCGAGCAACCCCCGGCCGUGCGAUCAGCCUUCGCAGCCCUGACGUCGCGACAGAAGCAGACGUUCGAGGGCUGGAAGAUGGACGGCUGGGUCCGCUGGCUCGAGGGCCUCCGCGGCGUCUACGAGCGCCGCAUGAACCGCAUGUCCUCCAUCCUCGACGACGGCGCCGUCCAGCUUAAGCAGUCGACGCCGCGCAGCGUCGAGGAUGCGGACUGGGGCGUCGUCAGCAAGACGCGGCUGUACGACUUCGACUGGCCGCGCGGCGGCAUGUUCAUCUGGCUGCGCAUGCGCUUCGAGACGCAUCCGCUGUGGAUGGCCACGGGCGGCAAGAUCCUGCCGCUGAUUGACGGCGAGAAGCUGUCGACCGCGCUCAUGAUCUACGCUACGCAGAAGCCGUUCCGCGUGCUGGUGAGCCCUGGGAUGAUGUUCAGUGCUACGCCUGCCAUCCGGGCGGAGAGGGGAUGGGCGUACUUCCGGCUGUGCUUUGCGGCGGAGACGGAGGAGAAUGUGGACCGCUGCUCGGAGAGGCUUGCCGGGGCCAUUCAAAGGUUCUGGAGGCUUAAGAAGGUGGAGGAGAUUGAGGAGUUAAUUGGGGACAUGAUGACGGCCCAAGAGGAGGCGAUGGAGGAAGGGCUGGGCAACUUGGGCACUUGGAUGGGGUGCUAA
Colletotrichum chrysophilum is the source of this 1884-nucleotide messenger RNA. RefSeq lists its product as uncharacterized. Gene Ontology annotation, molecular function: pyridoxal phosphate binding; transaminase activity. The record is from RefSeq and is a predicted model, not a curated record. Gene Ontology annotation, biological process: biosynthetic process. NCBI's taxonomy places the organism in Eukaryota, Fungi, Ascomycota, Sordariomycetes, Glomerellales, Glomerellaceae. The transcript is spliced from 4 exons. The coding region runs from base 1 to 1884 and encodes 627 amino acids.